Messenger RNA from Torulaspora delbrueckii, 1104 nucleotides. RefSeq names its product Taf4p (gene TAF4). Gene Ontology annotation, molecular function: RNA polymerase II general transcription initiation factor activity; DNA binding. The transcript has a single exon. Bases 1 to 1104 code for a protein of 367 amino acids. Gene Ontology annotation, biological process: transcription initiation at RNA polymerase II promoter. Lineage: Eukaryota; Fungi; Ascomycota; Saccharomycetes; Saccharomycetales; Saccharomycetaceae. Gene Ontology annotation, cellular component: transcription factor TFIID complex. The record is from RefSeq and is a predicted model, not a curated record.
AUGUCUUCACCAGUGAAGCGAGAGGCAGGAGAUAAUUCUGAACAAUUAAGGAAAAAAUCAAAGUCAAACACACCAUUGAAUGAGUCCGAACCAGCAUUUGACCUGAGUCCUCAGGAUAACGUUAUUAGCGAGAUCAUGCCACGUUCAAACCCAAUGGACUUUUCAUCCGACGUUCCAACACCCUUCGAUGACUUGAUGGGUGAUAACCCCCCAUUACCAAAGACAUCGGCGCCAUCGACUGAUUUGAACAGGAACAAUAGUAACAGUGCUAGUGGAUUGGCACUCCCUAAGCGUGAUGAUAAGAAGAAAGCUAAGAUGCAACAAAAGGAGGCACAAGGCGGCAAAUCUCAAUCGGACCCCAAUAAGAUGCAGGAUGUUUUAUUCUCAGCAGGUGUUGAUAUUAGAGAGGAAGAGGCCUUAUUAAGUUCAUCUGUCAAUGCUUCAAAAUCUCAAAAUCAGGCUCCGAACGCUGAAACUCCAAAUCAUCCGCCAUUUUUACAUCCAGAACAGCUGGGUAUGUUCAUGAGGAAAGCUUGUAAAAUGCAAAGCUUCUCUCAGAAUUUCUCAAAGAACCCAGAGGUUCUGCGAAUGAUGUCAACAGCUUGUGAAAUGUACAUGAAAGAUAUAAUAACAAACUCUUUGGUUAUCUCGCGACAUAGAAGGAAAGCAGUAAGAGUGAACUCUGGUAGAAGGAACGAAGUCGCUACAGCGUUAAGGACAUUAGCUGUGGCUCAGAAGAAGGAGGAAGAAAGGCGUGUAAAGAAAAGAAUUGCUUUGGGACUGGAGAAAGAAGAUUUAGAAAAUAAGAUGGAUUCUGAAGAAACUCUGCAUAGAGCUUCGAACGUUACUGCUGGUUUAAGAGCAGGUAGUAAGAAACAGUAUGGUUGGUUAACGUCAUCCACCAGCAAACCUGCCGUUAUGGGUUCCAAGACGUAUGGUAAAGUGGCUACAGCAGUCGCGGCAAGAGGAGAUAGUGGCCUGCGGUUUAGGGAAGCCAGAGAAGAGCCUGGUAUAGUCAUGAGAGAUUUGUUGUACGCGUUGGAGAAUAGAAGGAACGGCGUACGUAAUGUGAUCUCUAAAGGGUACGCCAGGAUUAGGGACUGA